This is a messenger RNA of Alligator sinensis (Chinese alligator), 1461 nucleotides long. RefSeq names its product 5-hydroxytryptamine receptor 3B (gene HTR3B). The transcript has 9 exons. Lineage: Eukaryota; Metazoa; Chordata; Crocodylia; Alligatoridae. Bases 67 to 1461 code for a protein of 464 amino acids. Gene Ontology annotation, molecular function: extracellular ligand-gated monoatomic ion channel activity; transmembrane signaling receptor activity; neurotransmitter receptor activity. Gene Ontology annotation, biological process: chemical synaptic transmission; monoatomic ion transmembrane transport; nervous system process. The record is from RefSeq and is a predicted model, not a curated record. Gene Ontology annotation, cellular component: neuron projection; synapse; postsynaptic membrane.
CGCCCUAGUUGCUUGCCCUAAAGUGGGUGGAAACACCAGAGAGAGCCAGGCGCUGCGCUGGAUGAGAUGGCAACCAGGUCCAUAUCGCUCUUCCUCCUCCUCCUCCUCCUCGGCCUCCUCGCCGCAGGAAGCUCCAGCGCAGACGCUGGAUGCACCAGAAACUCUACCCUGCAUCGUCUGACUCGGCGCCUCCUCCGCAAUUACAGCAAGGGAGUGCGGCCCGUCAGGAACUGGGCACAGGCCACGACGGUGUACCUGGACCUCUUUGUCCACGCGGUGCUGGAUGUGGAUUCCCAGAAUCAAAAGCUCACAACGAGUAUUUGGUUACAGCAGAGCUGGAAGGACGAAUUUCUCACCUGGAACUCCAGCCUCCACGAUGGGAUCAGAGAGGUGUCCCUGCUGCUCAGCUCCAUCUGGUCUCCGGAUAUCACCAUCAAUGAGCUUGUGGAUGUCAGCAAGUCUCUCGAUAUGCCCUACGUCUACGUGAAUGCAAGCGGGAUGGUCAGGAACCAAAAACCCAUGCAGGUGGUGUCCGCAUGCCAGCUGGAGCCAUACGCCUUCCCAUUCGACACCCAGACCUGCAGCCUGACCUUCAGCACCAUCCUGCACACUGUGGAGGACGUGGACCUGGCCGCGCACAUGGCAGACAACAAGCAGAUCUUCCUGGCCGACGGCGAAUGGGAGCUGCUCUCUGUGCCCACCCGCUACCAGGUCCUGAGCACCCACAGUGGGCGCUUCGCCGAGGCCCAGUUCCAUAUUGUCAUCCGGAGGCGGCCCCUGCUCUACGUCGUCAGCUUGCUGAUUCCCAGCAUCUUUCUGAUGGCCGUGGACCUGGGCAGCUUCUACCUGCCCCCCACCUGUGGCAUGCGGAUCACCUUCAAGGGCAGCGUGCUGGUGGGCUACACCGUCUUCAAGGUCAACAUGUCGGCCGAGCUGCCAGGCACCCCGUUCAGCACGCCUCUGAUCGGGGUGUUCUUCACCAUCUGCAUGGCCCUGCUGGUGCUCAGCCUCUCCCUGUCCAUCCUGCUCGUGAAGUGCCUUCAUCCGGGCGAAGACCACGUGUGGCAGAGGCUCGCUUCUCACUGCUGUCGGGGGCAGAGAGGCUCGGAUGGAGAGGAUCGGGGGGCCAACUCCCAGGCAGCUCCGGCUGCCAGGCAAGCACCAGGGUGCACUGAAGGUGCCCCAUUGCCGGGGGAAGAAGGAAAGCGAGGACAAGAAGGACCCUGGGAGGUGAUGUCCACCCAGAAGGCCGUGAUGGAGGAGAUCCUAGCUCAGCUGCUCCUCAUCAGCUCUCGCCUCCGUGCCCUGGAUCGGGACAGCAGGCAGGAAGCCGACUGGCUUCGGCUCUCGUACAAGCUGGACAUGCUGCUCUUCCAGGUGUAUGCCGGGGUGGUAGCCGUCUACGCCAUCACGCUCGGUGCCCUGUGGGCGACGUGGAGCUCCCAGCAGCAGGAGGGAUAG